This is a messenger RNA of Trifolium pratense (red clover), 650 nucleotides long. Its product is annotated as proline-rich protein 2-like. The record is from RefSeq and is a predicted model, not a curated record. Bases 74 to 619 code for a protein of 181 amino acids. The transcript has 2 exons. NCBI's taxonomy places the organism in Eukaryota, Viridiplantae, Streptophyta, Magnoliopsida, Fabales, Fabaceae. Gene Ontology annotation, biological process: floral organ abscission.
UAGUCAUUCUCUGUAUUGGAAUUCCAUUACUCAAUACAAAGGUUCCUAUAGACCAAAAUUUCAGAGAGGAAAGAUGGAAAUUUUAAAGGUUUAUUUGGUCGUUACUAUGUCUUUUUUAUUUUUGUCUCUUGUCGUGGCUGAUUUGAAAUUUGGAAUGCUGCCAAAAGGGCCUGUUCCGCCUUCAGGACCUAGUAGAGGCUCUUCUAAUUCUCCACCUCCACCACAUCAUUCCGCAAAUUUGAAUUUUGGAAUGCUGCCAAAAGGGCCAGUUCCGCCAUCGGGACCUAGCGGAGGAAUUUCUGCCUCUCCACCUCCACUACAUCAUCCAAAAAAUUUAUAUUUUGGAAUGCUGCCAAAAGGGCCAGUUCCGCCAUCAAGACCUAGCGGAGGAAUUUCUGCCUCUCCACCUCCACUACAUCAUCCAACAAACUUGAAUUUUGGAAUGCUGCCAAAAGGGUCAGUUCCGCCAUCAGGACCUAGCGGAGGAAUUUCUGCCUCUCCACCUCCACUACAUCAUCCAACAAAUUUAUAUUUUGGAAUGCUGCCAAAAGGCCCUGUUCCACCAUCAGCACCGAGCAAAGGCUCUUCUGAUUCUCCUGCUCCACCAAGUCGUGUUUAACAAUUUUAAAUUUUAGAAUAUAUUACCAAAU